UUGCUAGGUCUGAUAGGCUCCCUUCAGCCCUCAACAUUGCAAGCCCCCCCCUCCCAACCCCGCGCCAGCCCCUGGAGUUUGUCGCGGGAAUAUUGGCUGUCGGAGCCAGUGGGCUGCUGGAGAGAGAGAGAGACAGAGGCGUGGCCGCAGGAGGCGAGAGGCAGUGCGAGUCGGGUUCUCUUGCGUGGAGCUGGCUUUGCUCGCGUCUCUCUGUGUGUGUCUUUACGCGCGCAGGGUACCCUUCUUCCGAAAGGUCAGCCUGGAGAGCCUCUGCGCCUGGAGGAUCGGACGCCGGGCAGCGGGACCAUGGAAGGCUCCCGAGCUUUCUGGGCGGUCGCUUUGCUGGCUCUUCUUCUGGGCGAAUCAACAGGUGGUACCAGACCUUCUAUUAUUCCAGCAGUUUCCACUUGGGUUGUGAAUAGUGGACAAGAGUUUAAGCUGUUGUGUAGUGACGGUGGCACUGUGACCUGGGAUUUUCAGAGUUCGGACCCAUCAGGAAAGCCCCUCAGAUCAUCAGAAAAGGAGGAGUUACACAUAACUAAAGCAGAAGCAAGCCACACAGGAACAUAUACAUGUAUAAACAAAGAGGGAUUGAACAACUCAAUUUAUGUUUUUGUUAAAGAUCCAGCAGUCCUGUUCUUUCGUGAGCCUGUCACAUAUGCGAUGGAAGAUAGUGAUGCUCUCAUUCAGUGCCCAGUGACAGAUCCAGACAUUUCAAAUUUCACUUUGAAAAGAUGUCCCGGGAAACCUCUGACUGAGAAUAUGGUGAUAGUUCCUGAUCUUCAGAAAGGAAUUACCAUAAAAAAUGUACAGAGAUCAUUUUCUGGUUGUUACCAGUGUGUGGCAUAUCAAAAUGGAGAGGAGAAGGUGUCACAAUUUAUUACACUGGUCGUGAGGGCAGUUCACAAAUCCCUUCCAGCCAUCUCCUUAUCCAAAACCAACCAACUUCUUAAAGAAGGUGAAGAAUUUGAAGUUACAUGCACAAUCAAGGAUGUAGAUAGCACUCUGCAAGCUAAUUGGAUUUUUCAAGGCAGCGCGACUGUUACAGGGAGAAGCAGGAAUACGGGCACUUAUGGAUAUGAAAAGAAAUUAAAGCUGAACAUCAGUUCAGUGGGAGUUAAUGAUUCUGGAGCAUUUGUGUGCCAAGGAAGAAACACUUUUGGAACAAUCAAUUCCACUAUAACCUUGAAAGUACUAGGUAAAGGAUAUGUCAAUUUAUCAACUUCGGCAAACACAACAGUAAAUGUAAAUGAUGGAGAAAAUCUGGAUUUAAUCGUGGCGUAUGAGGCAUAUCCAAGGCCGGAAGAAGAAGUAUGGAUGUACAUGAAUGAAACCUUGCAAAAUUCAUCCGAUCAUUAUGUGCGGGUCACAAACAUAGACAAAAACAGGUAUUCCAGUGAGCUUCACCUUACUCGACUGAAGGGAACAGAAGGAGGCGUAUACACAUUUUUUGUGUCCAACUCAGAUGCCAACUCCUCUAUAGCAUUUAAUGUCUAUGUGAACACCAAACCGGAAAUUGUUGCUUCAGACAGGCUUAGCAAUGGCAUGCUUCACUGUGUGGCUGCUGGGUACCCUGCCCCGAAAAUAGACUGGUAUUUCUGCACAGCAGCUGAGCAAAGGUGUUCAGAUUCACCAAACAUUUCACCAGUAGAUGUGAAGACCAAUUAUAAAGAUUCGCCUUUUCCUCCUUUUGGGAAGAUAGUUGUUGAAAGCACCGUGGAUGCCAGCAUGUUCAAGAAUGGCACUGUUGCAUGUGAGGCAUCCAACGACAUUGCCAGGAGCACUGCUUUUUUCAACUUUGCCAUUAAAGAACAAAUAAGCACCCACACCCUUUUCACUCCUUUGUUAAUUGGCUUUGGAGCAGCGGCAGGACUGAUGUGCAUCACAGUCAUCAUCCUUGUGUACAAAUAUCUGCAGAAACCAAAAUAUGAGGUUCAGUGGAAAGUAGUUGACGAAAUAAAUGGAAACAACUAUGUUUACAUAGAUCCCACACAGCUUCCUUAUGACGACAAAUGGGAGUUUCCGAGAAACCGGCUAAGUUUUGGCAAGAUUCUUGGAGCUGGAGCUUUUGGGAAAGUCGUUGAAGCCACUGCCUAUGGUCUCUUCAAACCUGAUGGAGCAAUGAGAGUAGCUGUAAAGAUGCUCAAACCUAGCGCCCAUUUCACUGAGAAGGAAGCCCUGAUGUCUGAGCUGAAAGUCCUGAGUUACCUUGGCAACCACAUUAACAUUGUCAAUCUACUCGGAGCCUGUACAGUUGGAGGUCCUACUCUGGUCAUCACAGAAUACUGCUGCUAUGGUGACCUUUUGAAUUUUCUGAGAAGGAAACGUGACUCUUUUAUUUGCCCAAAGCAUGAAGAAACAGCUGUCUACAAGAACCUUCUCUAUCAAAAAGAACACAUGUAUGAUGCCGCUAAUGAAUACAUGGACAUGAAACCAGGAGUUUCUCAGGUCAUCCACACCAAUGCCACUAAAAGGAGUCCAGGCAGGCCAGGAUCGUUUGCUAAUCAGGAUGUCACCAUUGCCAUCUUAGAAGAUGAUGAGCUGGCUCUGGAUAUUGAAGACUUGCUAAGUUUUUCUUACCAGGUGGCAAAAGGGAUGAGCUUCCUUUCCUCCAAAAAUUGCAUUCACAGAGACCUGGCAGCAAGAAACAUAUUGCUUACUCAUGGGCGGAUUACAAAAAUAUGUGACUUUGGCCUUGCAAGAGAUAUCAGGAAUGACUCAAAUUAUGUGGUCAAAGGAAAUGCACGGCUUCCUGUGAAAUGGAUGGCACCUGAAAGCAUUUUUGAAUGUGUAUACACGUUUGAGAGUGAUGUCUGGUCUUACGGAAUCCUGCUUUGGGAACUGUUCUCUCUAGGAAGCAGUCCCUAUCCUGGAAUGCCUGUGGAUUCCAAGUUCUAUAAAAGGAUUAAGGAAGGAUACAGAAUGUUUACUCCAGAAUUUGCACCUGCUGAAAUGUAUGAGAUAAUGAAGAGCUGCUGGGAUGCUGACCCCGUGAAGAGGCCGACUUUUAAGCAAAUUGUACAAUUGAUUGAGCAGCAGAUUUCAGAUACCACAAACCAUAUUUACUCAAAUGUUACAAGUGACGUUUGCACUCAAGGAAAUGCUCCGGAUCACUCGGUGAGAAUAAAUUCAGUAGGCAGCAGCGCUUCAUCGACUCAGCCCUUGCUCACACAUGAAGUUGCUUGACAGGAGACUUGUCCAGCCUCCCUUGAUGAAGAAACUACUGUUGUUGUUUUCGAAAUGACUACCGGUUGUUCGCAGUGUAUCCACUACUACGCCAAGGGUAGUAGGAACAUUGCAGUGAUAUUCUUGCUCUGUCCCCCCCCCUCUUUUUUGAAAAUCACAUGCUGUUAAAAACAAAAGUAGGUUACCCAUCACAGUUAACAAUGUCGUUACACUGUUUGCUAGAAUCUGUAUAGUUGCUAUGUUAAAUGUGUUCGUAGUGUAGAACCAGAUUUGGGAGUGGGAAAACAACCUGUUUAAAAUCUUUGGUAUGGAUUAAAGAUGUAUCUAUCUGUAUAUAUAUGUAUAUAUAUAAUGCCAGACGUCAAGAGCUCUGAUUCUAGAAAAUAGGUGUUUAUGUUUGGAAAUGAAUAAAUGCAGGUAUCUGAAUCGAUUUCCAUUACUUUCCCAACCCCAGAAAUGUUAGAAAUGCAAGCAAAAAGCAAAACAUAUAACAUUCCAAAUCCUGGAGCAAAAUAGACCACUUGAGCAGAAGGGAAUGGAAAGACCCUGAAUAUUGUAGCACCUCAGCUUGAGCAUCUCAGAUGUUGGGCCACCUCUUAGGACAAGGGUGGGGGACCUGUGGCCCUCCACAUUUCCAGUUCAUAUGAUCAUAGCCAAUGGCAGAAAAGAGUCUAGCAACAUCGGAGUGGCAGUUCCCACCUGGUCUGUCCCCCGCUUGAUGCUUCUGUAACUUCCAUUCCUGGUAGAAGAUUGGGCACGGGUGGGGUGGUGGAGAGAGAAGAUUAUGUUCAUGCUUCAUUUUUGUACAUGUACCUAUAUUUUGUAACGUGUGAGUGGCUGUCCCGUGGUUGGUUUUAAUUAUUUUUCAUAGCUUCAUCUACUUUGGCAGGUCAGUCUCUGCAUCCAUUUCUCACGGCAUAUGCCAGGAAGAAGAAAAUUCUCUGCUGGGUGGCUAUUUCCAAGUUACCAAAAUAAUUGCAUCCCCGUUGACUGCUGCUUCUCAGUUUGGAGAAGAAAUAUGUCUUAUUUGCAUUUCACAACUUACAGUUGUAUGUUCUCUGUAAAGCUCUUAUAGUCUGAUCAGAGACUAGGCAAGGUGUUAGUGGUAUGAGUUAGGUACCUUCUGAAGAAAGCUGCUCAUUUUUCACAGCUUUUAUUACCACCAACGUGAUUAUUGUUUGCAAAAGUCAUUUUCUUUCCCUUCUUAUUCUUCCCCAAGUAUCUCCUGGUUGCAUUUUUCUACACAACCGUGAAAGCUUCCUGUAGAGGCCCACAUAACCACAUCCUGGGGAAGGGCUUAUCCCUCUGUAACAUUAUGUACUGCAGGGAUGGCGACACAUGAUAAAUAACUUGCUUGAGGUUUUGGAUUUUCAUGUUAGAGCCAAGGUAUAGCAGGCAGGUAGAUUUAGGAAUGGCAUACCGAUAUUGCUACUGUUGUUUCAGAAUCCAUCCUUAUUGUCCUAGACCAUAAAAAGAUGCUUAAACAUUCUAGACCCUUUGUUUCCCCCCUAAAAGUUUCAGUUUUCCAUAAAGCAGCGAAAAUUAGAAGAAGGCAUGUAGGUAAUAGACCAAUUUUGAAAUAGUUAUUUAUUCAUAGUGCACCAGCAUUUCAGCACCGUGUUAUUUCAGCACACCUUUGUUGAGUUUACAUUGUUUCGUUAGAAGUAGCUUUUCACCCAAAUGCAAGAUAAUUUAAAAAUAUAUAUAUAUACACUGCUUGAUUCCUCAAAUUACACUGAAUACCACUCACUUUUACUGUAUGAUCUGAUCUAUAGCUACAUUUUCCUCCAUGCCACUUGGGGCUCUAUUUACAGAUGUUUACUAGCCAGCCUUCACAGUAGACACUAGUUAUUUACGCUUUUGCACCUUUCCAAAGUUUGGGCGAAGAAGGGCUCAGUCUAAAAUCCACAUAUGCAGGGGUUUCCCAUUCUCUUCUGUGAAGGGAAACGCUCCCAAAAUGCACCGGUUGUUCUCAUUGCACAUGUAGGUCAUUUUCCUGUUCUGAUAAUGGGGAAGCCUUGGCUUCUAUCCUGCACUUGACCCCAACUUCCAAGGAUACAUCCCAACACCUUUUUGGCUUCCAUAGCUGUCGGAAGGCAUAAUAAUUUUCCACACUGCGGUACUUCAUUGGCACUUAGAUGGAAGACUUUAUUCCUUUAAUGUUCUCAAAAGUUAUAUUUUUAUAUAUUUUUUUGGAAAAAUUAGUUUCAGGUUUGUAGCAAUAAUGUCUCCUCAACUCCUUUAGGCUCUUGAAAAAUAUUUUUAUAUAAAUAUAUAUAUAUAUGCAAAGCAGCUGUAUGUAUAAAUAUGUGGAUGUUUGAAAAGUUGUAUUGUUAAAAGAGUUUAAAUAAAAGUGUUAAUAAUAUACAUUCAUUUAUAGCCGUGCUGUGAUAUACUUUGCUAGUUCCAUCAUUGCCCUGUGGCUUAAUCAACCUGCUUUUUUAUGGUCUAUAUGAGCUUACUAGCAAUCUAUA
This is a messenger RNA of Zootoca vivipara (common lizard), 5660 nucleotides long. RefSeq names its product KIT proto-oncogene, receptor tyrosine kinase (gene KIT). Gene Ontology annotation, molecular function: growth factor binding; cytokine binding; ATP binding. The record is from RefSeq and is a predicted model, not a curated record. Gene Ontology annotation, cellular component: plasma membrane; signaling receptor complex. Gene Ontology annotation, biological process: Kit signaling pathway; positive regulation of MAP kinase activity; positive regulation of receptor signaling pathway via JAK-STAT. NCBI's taxonomy places the organism in Eukaryota, Metazoa, Chordata, Lepidosauria, Squamata, Lacertidae.